UAACCCAACAACAAAAUACAAAACAGCACAUAAACGAAGAAUUAUUUAACUGAUUUUAUGUUAUCUUGUUACUAGCUAUUCUAGCGUUUUCAACAGAGUACUUAAUACUGAUUGAGAACGAAGUACCUAGUGUGUACUUGAUUUUCGAAGAAGACGAUAGCAACAUUUAAAAUGUCUAGUCCAGGUAAAAUUGGUAUUAUUGGAAGUGGUCUGAUUGGAAGAUCGUGGUCUAUGCUUUUUGCUGGAGCUGGAUUUCAGGUGACUAUUUUUGAUAUCGAACCUAAACAGAUUCAAGGCGCCUUGGCUGACAUUGAAACUCAAUUAAAUUCGUUACAAAAGGAGGGACUGCUAAGGGGCACCCUAAGUGCCGCACAACAAUUUUCAUUAAUAAAAGGUUCUACUGAAUUAGCAGAAACUGUUAAAAAUGCAGUUCUAGUACAAGAAUGUGUACCAGAAAAUUUAGAAUUGAAAAGGAAAGUUUGGAAAGAGAUCGACGAAAAUGUGGGGCCAAAUACAAUUUUAUCUAGCUCUACAUCGACCUUUGUUCCUUCCCUGUUUUCAGAAAAUCUUAAAAACAGGAAGAAUUUUAUUGUCUCGCAUCCUGUGAAUCCCCCUUACUAUGUACCACUCGUUGAAAUUGUACCCGCACCAUGGACAGACCCAUCGGUUACAAAGAAAACACGCGAAAUUAUGAUGCUGAUAGGACAAUCCCCUAUUGUUCUGAAUAAAGAAAUAAAUGGUUUUGUUUUAAACCGCUUACAGUACGCUCUUUUAAAUGAAGUUUUAAAUUUGGUAAAUGACGAUAUCGUAAACGUAGAAGAUAUAGACAAGGUAAUGGCAGACGGUUUAGGAUGGCGUUAUGCCUUUUUGGGUCCCUUAGAAACGACUCAUUUGAACGCUGAAGGUUUUAUCAAUUAUACCGAACGUUACGGUGAAAAAAUUUACAACCUUUGUAAGGAUGAAAUGAAACCAGCAAUUGAAUGGAAAGGACCACUUAUUAAGAAAAUUGCUCAGCAGUUGGAAGCUGAUGUACCACUUGAAGAAUUACAAAAAAGACGUAAUUGGAGAGAUCUAUGUCUGACCAAAUUAUCCCUUCUCAAGAAGGAACUUUUGAAAUUGAAGUGAUUAUGGUUUAUAUACAUAUAUAUAUNUAUAUAUAUAUAUUGUUCCUACACUUCUUCAUUAAAUGUGUGUAUUUAUGACAAUAAAUAUUGUAAAAAGGGCUUUACUUUUCUGA
Molecule: messenger RNA, 1237 nt
Organism: Agrilus planipennis (emerald ash borer)
Lineage: Eukaryota; Metazoa; Arthropoda; Insecta; Coleoptera; Buprestidae
Product: lambda-crystallin-like
Exons: 6
Coding region: 172-1125 (317 amino acids)
Biological process (GO): fatty acid metabolic process
Molecular function (GO): oxidoreductase activity, acting on the CH-OH group of donors, NAD or NADP as acceptor; NAD+ binding
Source: RefSeq, a predicted model, not a curated record